Molecule: messenger RNA, 1023 nt
Organism: Pseudovirgaria hyperparasitica
Lineage: Eukaryota; Fungi; Ascomycota; Dothideomycetes; Acrospermales; Acrospermaceae
Product: SET domain-containing protein
Exons: 1
Coding region: 1-1023 (340 amino acids)
Cellular component (GO): nucleus
Molecular function (GO): protein binding
Source: RefSeq, a predicted model, not a curated record
AUGGACCCACCGCCAGGCGCGCCCACGUCACCCUAUUUCGCAGUAGCCAAGUCCGAAAGCGCCGGGAGAGGCGUCUUCGCGACGUGCGACAUACCGGCAGGCACACACGUCUUCACAGCCAACGAUCUGACCGCCCACGUCAUCCAGCGCGAGUACCGACGCGAGGUAUGUGCGCUCUGCUUCGCGUACGACCGGGGCAAGAACCUGAAGCAGCGGGACGCACUCCGUGGCUUCGCCUUCUGCACGCCUGCGUGCGAGCAGGCGUGGAAGAGCCAGGACGGGGUGACGCUGCGGGCUUGGGCGGCCGUGGAGCGGCUUGUCAGGGCGAGGUCGAGGGAGGAUGCUGAGCUGGUGGAUGCGGAUGCGGCGAGGCCGGGCGGCGCGGAGAUCAAGGCUGCCUGGCAUGGAGUGAGGAAUCAAGCUCUGCUCGUCCGGGAGGCGCGAACGGGCAUGUCGACGAAGAUGCACCGGAAGGCUGUCCAGCAAGCUAUCUCGAAUCCUGUGUCGGCGGAUACGCUGCCGCUUCAGCUGUCGGCCGUCUUGCACCGGUAUAGGUCGUCGGCGGUGUGGUCGGCGGUCCUCGCGCUUGCGUCCAACGCGCGACCGUACAAUUCCACCGAGGAGCUGAGGAGCCAUGUCAAUUCCUAUCUGCAUCUGCUCGCCGUCCUGCCGGAGGAACUACUCGAGGUGACGACGGCGGAGACGGUCCUGACGGUCCUGACGCGCGACUCGCACAACAGCUUCGGCAUCCGCUCGCUCGAGGACGACGGCGCCGAGUUCUUCGGAUACGGAGUGUGGCCGUCGGCAAGCUACUUCAACCAUAGCUGUGCGCCGAACGUGCUGAAGCAGCGGGUUGGCAGCACGUGGGUCUUUACGACGGAGCGGGACGUCGAGGCUGGAAGCGAGCUGUGCAUUACUUAUCUCAGUGGGGAGGAGCGGGCGUUGAGCCGGAAUGGGCGGAUGACGCGGUUGAAGAAGGCGUGGGGAUUCGAGUGUGCGUGCGAGAGGUGUGCUGAUAUCUGA